Molecule: messenger RNA, 540 nt
Organism: Haplochromis burtoni (Burton's mouthbrooder)
Lineage: Eukaryota; Metazoa; Chordata; Actinopteri; Cichliformes; Cichlidae
Product: carcinoembryonic antigen-related cell adhesion molecule 1-like
Exons: 2
Coding region: 1-540 (179 amino acids)
Source: RefSeq, a predicted model, not a curated record
AUGAAACUAUUUUGUUUUUCUUUCACAGAGAAAGUCUCCAAUGUGUUGGUAACUUCCAGCAGCACAGACUUGGUUGAGUUCAGUGCUUCUGUCUCUCUGUCCUGCUCUGCCUCUGGAUCCUCUCUCUCUUUCCUCUGGUUGAACGGCAGCUCUGAGGUUACAGCAAGUGACAGAGUUCAGCUCACUGAUGGAGGCUCCAGUCUGACUAUAAUCACUGUGACCCGCUUUGACCAGGGACCAUUCAGGUGUCGUGUGUCCAAUCCUGUCAGUACUGGUACCAGUGAUCCAGUAAACCUCUCCAUCAGCUAUGGUCCAGAAAAUAUCAAUUUGAUCUCAUCUUCUCCACAAGGAUACUUUGCUGUGGGGUCAGACAUCAGCCUCACCUGCUCGGUUGGAUCCAGACCUCCUGCCCACUUUAACUGGUUUCUGAAUGGAGAUCAGCUGCCUGAUACUGGAUCAGAGCUCAGACUGAUGAAUGUUCAGAUGAGUCAGAGUGGAAACUACAGCUGUCAGGCCUUUAACAGCAAAACUGAGAUCUGA